AUGUGCGAACCGGACGAGGUCUCCCAGCAGGUAUGGUCCGAGUGGAUCCUGGAGGCGAUCCGCAAGAUCCGCGCCCAAAAGCAGCGGCCGAGCGUCGAGAGAAUCUGCCACGCUAUCCGCCAGCACCACAACUACCACGAAGACGUGAUCGGCGAGCACCUCGAGCAGGCCGUCCGCGCCGGCACCGUGCUCAAGGUGUUCAACAAGGGCCAGAGCUCCUACAAGGACCCCGGCGAUCUGCCGAAUCGCUCGCUCAAAAUCGAACAGGGCGUCGAUAUCACCAAGGCGGUGGCGAAGGCGGUGCGGGAGCUCGGCGAGCGCGACGGCUCGUCGGCCAAGUCGAUCGAACGGCACAUCAGGAAGUCGCAUUCGGUCGAGGAGAAGGCCGAGCACGAUUUGAAAACGGCCAUACAGGCGGCCGUGCAACGGGCAUUGGCCAAAAACAUCAUCAUCGAACAGGGUAAAAACUACAAAUACAAUUACAAUUAUCAGAAUGUCGGCGUCAAGAGGAAACACGACGGCACCAGGAAGUCCUCCGUACCUCAGGAGGAACCCUCACCACCUAAGGCUCCCAUGCCUUUGCCGAUAUGCUCCGAAUGCCUGGGAACGGAGGCGAAAAAUCGCAAGGGAGCGUUUGAGAAAUUGAGCGCCUGCUCCGAGUGCGGUUCGAUGGUACACCUUUCAUGCACAUCGAACGAACCCGAACUGAUCGCUUUGCUGUUGAAAGGUGGCAAAUGGUUUUGCGAGGAUUGCAAAACCUGCGACGGAUGCGGUAACAUAGGUAUUUCGAUGUGCCUGUUGUGUUGCUGCAGCUGCGAAAGGAAGUACCACAUGGGCUGCUUGGACCCGCCGGCCGAGAAGAAACCGAAGUGCCCGUGGCGGUGCAAACAUUGUCUCGGCCAUCACGACAACGUCGCCAAGAAGAUGAACAAGCCGGGGGCGGGCGUUCGAAAGAAAAUCGACAAAGUUCGCGAGAAAAUCAAAGAGAAAAAUCUAAAUAGAUCGAAGGAUGCGCCGCAGGCUAAUCAAUCGGUGAAUAACAAAACAUCGAAUAGGAAGAGUCGAGUGCCUCCGAUCGACGAGAGCGACAAAAGCGACGCUGACGCGACGUCGAAGAAGAUCAAAGAGGAGCCCGAGUCGCAGGAAUCGGACGAUACCGGCGAUAAGAUGUCGAAGGAGAAGCAGAAAUUCUUCCGCAGCUCGGCCUUCAAUCCGGAGAAGAAGAAUACGCGCGGUAAAAACGCCAAGGCGGAGAAAUGCGAUAAAACCGACAAAGCGGAAGCGAAGAACAAGCGGAACGCCAAAGCGAACGAUAUCGAAAAAACCAAAAAACCCGCCAAGAAAGUGGAAUCGGAGGAAUCGAGCGACGACGACAGCGACGACAAUUCGUCGUCGGAUUCGUCGUCGUCGUGUUCGGGCUCCGAUACCGAUUCGUCGGCGGACAAAUCCGACGCGAAGGCGAAUUUGAGGAACGCCAAAAUACCUGCCGCGUUCGAUUCCAAGCCGGAGAAAACGACCACCUUCGGCGGCAUAACGUCCGACGAGGACAAACCGUGGGGUUUCGCGGCGGCGGCGGCUUCCGGAGCGAAACACAAAGACGCCUCGAAGACCUCCGAACAACCGACCAAAACCGGCGAGAAUCUCUUCAUAACCGUGCUGAAGGAGGAGGGAUUUUUGAACGAGAACGUCGCCUCGCCGGCCAAAAGCGAAGACUCCUCCGUGUCGGAUAAGUCGCUGAAAGCGCCCGGUUUCGGUCAAUUGAAGGGCCUCUUCGACGGUUUGUCUCAUUUAUUCGCCGCCCCGUCGGAGAGCCGAGCUAGCCGAUCGACGCCCAAUUACAACCCCAACAGGAGGAGGCUGAAGGACAGGGAGGACGAUAAUCAAAGCGCCGAUUCGCUCGAAAGAUCCAAGGAUGUUGAACCGGCGAACGAUCGAGCGCCGUCACCGGUGCAAGUACAAGCACAAGUACAAGUACCGUCUCCUAAAGCACCAGUAGCUCCACCACAGCCACAACAAUCGCCUUUGAAAGUGGAAAGUCCAACGUCGAUGACCCCUUCGAAUCUGGUGAAAACCGCCGUCAAUUCCAAGCAGCACGAGAAGAGGAAAUUGAUCAAAUCCGAAGAUCAAUCGGACAUCGUCAAUUCCACUCCGAUGAAAACCGAAGGGGAAUCGAAGAGCGUCAAACGGAAACACAACAACACCUCGUCGAUCAACUCGCCAGCGUUGAUGCCCUACCAAAGCAAUCCUCCUAUAAUCGACAUUAAGAACAUCCACUUGGCGCCCGGCGUGACCCAGAAGGACGUCGAGCUGUUCAGAGACACGAGAGAAAAAGCGGCCGCCUCGACGGCCGCCCUGCUGCCUUUGGCCGCCGCCCAGCACCGCGAGGCGUCGUCGACGCCGGCGCCGCCGUCGUCGGGGGCGGAGCCGCGCUGUCCGUCGGCCAUCGAGUUCGGCAAAUACGAGAUACAAACGUGGUAUUCGAGCCCGUUUCCGCAGGAGUACGCGCGCCUGCCGAAGCUGUUCCUCUGCGAGUUCUGCCUGAAGUACACCAAGAGCAAGGCCGUGCUGGAACGGCAUCAAGAUAAGUGCACGUGGCGGCAUCCGCCCGCCACCGAGAUCUACCGGUGCGAGGAUAUAUCGGUGUUUGAAGUGGACGGUAACGUGAAUAAGAUUUACUGUCAGAAUUUGUGUUUGUUGGCGAAGUUGUUUUUGGAUCAUAAGACUUUGUACUACGACGUUGAGCCGUUUUUGUUCUACGUGCUGACCAAGAACGAUAAGAAAGGUUGCCAUUUGGUGGGGUAUUUUUCCAAAGAGAAACACUGCGUGCAGAAAUAUAACGUGUCUUGUAUCAUGACGAUGCCGCAGUAUCAGCGACAAGGUUUCGGCAGGUUUUUGAUCGAUUUCAGUUUUUUGCUGUCGAAAGAAGAAGGCCAACCGGGCACGCCGGAGAAGCCGCUCUCCGACCUCGGCAGAGUAUCGUACUACGCCUAUUGGAAAUCGGUGGUGUUGGAGUACCUCUACUCGCAUCGCUUCGAUAAAUUGAAACUCACCGACAUCAGCAAAGACACCGGCAUGUACUGUCAGGACGUUUCCUUGGCCUUGGAGCUACUGGGUUUCGUGAAACUGGUAUCGACCGACGACGGCGCCAAACCGGUGAUAUCGGUCGAUUGGAGAAAAGUCGACGAGCACAUGGCGAAAGUGAAGAAAUCGAAGAAUCGCAUACCGAUCGAUUACGAGUGCUUGCGUUGGACGCCGCUCGUCACCCAAACGGCUUCGCAAUCGGCCGAACAGAAAUCCGACGAGGACGGCACGCCGAAGGAAACGGCCAACAUCAUCGUACCGAUGCCCGAGAAAAUCAUCAUCGAAACGCCCGCCGGCGUGAAGAUGAAGCGCGGCAAAAAACGGAAGAUCUCCACCACGCCGCCCAGAUCGCAGAAGACCAAAUUGCCGUCCAAUACGUCCGUCGAAGUGAACAACGUGGAAAUCGAAAUAACCUCGUCGGGUAGAAAGCGAACCAGACCGAGCAAAUUCAACGAGACCACGUUCGAAGCCAAACCGAAACCCACCGAAACUCCCAACAACAAGAGAAAGGUGGCAUCGGAAAAAUCCAUUCCGAAAAAGAAACCCAAAACGGACCUAAUAGAGGAAACCUCCAAAACGCCCAAAUCAUCAGUACGAGGCAGCAACAGAAUAACCGCCAAAUCAACCGGUGAAGACUCCUCGAAACAGAAAACUCCCGUCAACAAAGAGCGAGUUUUGGGCGAACGAUGGUCGCAGAGGCGCGUCAAAAAACAACUGGAACUCAAAGAAAAGGAAAACAACAAAGCCAAACAGCAAGAGGCCACCACCACUACCACCACGGCCACCGAAGACGAACCUCCGGCGAUCGAAGAACUCGCAAAGCAACCGGACGAAUCGAAACCGGCCGAAGACGCGAAUCUACCAAACAAACCGAAGAAGAACAAGAAGAAGCGCGGCUGGACGAAAGGCAAGGCGCGCGGCAAAUCCGCCGCCGCCAAGCAAAUCACCCUACCCGAAUUGAUCAAGAAGAACUCGCGCAAAGACAGCGAAAGCGAGUCGCCGUCGUCGGAGAAAUCCGACGAGGAGGCGGGCCCCGAGGCGCCGGUCGCCGUCGCGACGACGCCCGACAAGGAGAAGUCCAAAGCCAGGAAGGAGGAGAAGGCGAAGCGCGCCUCGAGGAUAUCCACCGAGGAGGAUUCGAGCGCCGAGGCCGACGACGAGAUGGAGAACGACGAGUUGCCCGUGCCGAAGGACGUCUCGCCGGCCGGCAAAUUCAAAUACUCGAAGGCGACGCCGCCGGCGAAGGAUAAGAAGGACGAGAAAGGCGACAAGUUCGCGCAUUCGCCGUCCUACGCCACCACAUCGGAGUCGGAGUUGGAGAUCGACGGGCAAAAGAUCAAAACAAUAUCGCGCCGGGACGUGUUUGAGCCAACUGGAAUCGCUCAAAUUGCUCGAAUCGACGAUGACGGUAAGGAGAAGGUGCUGGAGUGCUCGAAGGAGGAUUCGUUGGAGGCGAACGAAUCCGGACGGAAAUCCACCGAUAUGGAAUUGGAGAAAUUCGAGGAGUCCCUGAAGACUAACAUCAUCGUUCCGGCCCCACCUACGGUCAUCCAAUGUUUGGACGAGGAAGCGCCAAAAACCAAUCAGGAUACAGUCAUACAAACGCCUCUUAAAUGCAAUAACGAUGGUAAUACGAAAGCCGGGCAACCGCCGGAAGUUUCUAUUGACGUCAAAGAGCGAAUUCCCGAACCGAUUCCUCCUGCUGAUCCGUCUCCCGUUCAGGUAAAUCCAGAAACUGCUCCGGUUCAAGUGGUCGAUAGAUUCGAAAACGAGGCGACUCCCGUUAAGAAACCCGACGAGCAAAUUCAGCCGGUCGUAAAUCCUUCGGACACGACCGCUCGGACGCUCCCCGUCGACGCGCCGGUUCAGAAAUUCCCGGAGGAUCCGCCCGUCUCGAAGUUUCCGGAAGAUCCUCCCGUUCGAAAACACCCCGAGCCAACGCCGCCCGUUCAAACUCAAAUCCCUCCUCCCGUACAGAAAUUGCCGGAUGUCCCUGCUCAGAAGUACCCGGAUGUUCCCACUCAGAAGUUCCCGGAUGUUCCCACUCUAAAGUACCCGGAUAUUCCCGCUCAGAAGUUCCCGGAUGUUCCUGCUCAGAAGUUCCCGGACGUUCCAGCUCAGAAGUUCCCGGAUCCGAAGUUCCCGAUAGGGGAUGUCGGUGUGGUGAACAGGAGCUCGGAAGCUCAGGAGGUCGUGCAAGUCGAUCAGAAAGAGGAUCGCAAGGAGCAGAAGGCGUUUGUGACCAACGAAUUUGUUCAAAAAUCGAGCAAUUCGUUGGACAAACAGGCUGUCCACAGAUCUGUCGAUAAAACUAACGAGGUUUACGUACAGAAAUUCACCGACGUUCAAAUGCAGAAGCCGUACGAAGAGGUCAAUCCGCGUAAACACAGCGAAUCCGUCAUUCAGAAACAGGUACGCCCGCCGUCUGAGAGGAAACCAACCAUCGAACAAGACCAACAGAAAAUCCAGAAACCCCAAAUAGAAAAACCGCCGGCACCUCUACCGGUGCCGCUACAACAACCGCCUCCGCCGCCCGAACGGUUAGAAUACAAACACCCCGUAUUACAACCGGUACACGUACCGUCCAAAGACAACAAACCGCUCGCGCACGCGCACCCCGAUUUGAAACUCUACGAUCACCAAGAGCCGAAACCGAAGCCGUCGCCCAAGCAGGAACCGUACAAGACCGAAGGCGGCCGAACCGCCAAGCACGACGACAAGCGUUACCAUCAGAAGUUGCACGACGAGAAGGCGCUCUACGACGCCCAGCCGAAGAUGCACGUCGACGAAACGUUCCUGGCCAAUACGAUGGCGACGGAGAACUACAUGACGCAGGCGCAGUACCACUGGCAAUGGGAACGGCUGUGGGGCAACCGGUACUACGACAACAAGCGCGACUUCCAAGGUUAUCCGCAUCCGAUGCUGCACCAGUUCGCGCCGCUGGAGAUGCUGCCCAAACAGCCGACCUGCGAAAAGGAGAAAUUGCCGUCCAAGUCUCACAGGUAUUCGUCGAGCCAAAGCGGUAGUAGUUCGAGCGGCAAGAUGAAAGAAACCGCCCGAGAGAAGCACUGUUCGCCUAAAAAAGAAGAGAAAAAAUCGAAGCACGAGCAAGACGCGUGCGCGAAGGGUAUACUGAACGAUCCGUCGAAACCGUCCAGUUGCUCCUAUCCGCAAAACUCGCCGAAAUCGUCGGCGCCGGAUCGCGCCGAAAAAUCCAAAGAGCGAAAGGACCACAACAAAUUGGAGGAGCUGCAGCCGGUGAAAGGCGGGCAGGCGCCGCCGCUGUCCGUCGGCGACGUGCCGCCCUCGUUGGGCGUCUACACGCCCGAUUCCACCACGAAUUCGGUGCACAGCUUGCACUACGGCCACUGCGACAUGGACGUCGCCCAUUUGAACUUGGAAUCGCCCGCCUCGAUGGCGGGCGACGUCAAUUCGGUGGAGAUCGCCCGACCGCCGUCGGCCGUCGUGCCGAACGCGCCGCCCCAGACCAAUUACGAUUGCUCGGUGCAGCACAAUAUGCAGCAGAACAUGCAGAACACCGCCAUCGCCGCCACAAGCCCUACGAUCAAUCAUCUGGCCUCGCAGACGGUGGCGCAGCCGCAAUUGCACCAGAACACGCCGAGCAAGCGACAGGUGCAACAGCAACGCAACCGGUCCAACACGCCGUCGUCGACCAAACAGCACGGCAUCAGCAGAUCGACGCCGCCAGGGGGAGGCGGCGGCGGCUCGCAACAAUCGCAGCAGGCCAGGCAACGGGCGACGCCGCCUUGUAAUCCGCAACAAUUGCAACAGAUGCAAGCGAGCCCGACGGCGCAACAUUCGACCAUGCAACACCAGCAUCACGGCGCCCAACAGUUGCAGCCUCAUUUGCAUCACCAAGUGGUCCAUCAGGGUUACCAGUACCAAUUGGGACCGUCGGCGGUACACCAGCACGUCCAUCCCCACGCCGUUAUUAGUCAGGCGAAUUACAUUCCGUUGACGGUGACGACGCAAACGUUCCCGUCGGGAGGCGGCGCGUGCGUCAACAUACCGCCGAUGACGACGGUCAUCCAGCACGGCAUCGGUUCGCAACAGAACGCCGCCGCCGCCGCCGGUGCGUUGAAUUCGAUCGGAGGCGGCGCGAACCAGAAGCUGGCGUCGAGUCCCAGUUGCGCCGUGACGACGGGCAGCAAUUUCUACAUUCAAGCGAAUCCGCAUUCGCACUCGUCGACGCCGUCGCCGUCGCAACGAGGCGGCCAACCGACGGGCGGCGGCGGCGGCGCGGGCGGCGGUAACGCGAGCUCGAGCAUAGCGAAGCUGCAACAGUUGACGAACGGCUUGGAAAUGACGCCGGCGCCGUCGUGCCAGAUCAUGACGCCGCCGCCGGCGACGAUGACGCUGACGCCGCCGCCGACGCACUUGCACGCGACGCCGCCGCCGCCGCACCAGAUGGUGCAGAACCAGGCGGCGGCGAGGAAUCUGACGCCGCCGUCGGCGAUACCGGCGAAUUUGCAACAGCAGGUGUUGGGCUAUCACAAGUACUACCAGACCAACAUGAACGUGAACCAAUUGGGCGGCGCCGUGACGCCGCCGAUCGGCCAGAAUUUGGGCAGGCCGGGCAGGAAUUCGACGAACGUGGCGGCCAUGCAGCACAUGCAAACGUACAACAUGAACAGCUACCCGCCGAUGGGCGGCCAACAGACGGCCGGCGCCGUCACCGGUUACAUCACCAAUACGGGUUUCAUCAACAACCAGAUACCGAUGCAGAUGAUGAACAUGGCGCAGACGCAGUACCAGGAUCCGGCGGCGUUGCAGAGGGCGCAGCCUGCCAUGUACAGGACCUACGGGAUCAUGCAACCGUUGAAUAGUACAAUGAGGCGUUAG
Messenger RNA from Phyllotreta striolata, 7944 nucleotides. The record is from the annotation of a GenBank genome assembly. Lineage: Eukaryota; Metazoa; Arthropoda; Insecta; Coleoptera; Chrysomelidae.